CUCUGAGUCCUUAAUCUCUUUUGCUUAAUAUACAAUUUCAAUUACGAAAACAAGAUUUAAACUUUCUAUUUUCUUUUUAACUGCUCAUUUUUGUUUCACUUGUUCAUUUGUUUGCCGAACCCAUUUUCUCACUAAAUUAGUGAUUAUUUUUCCCAUUUAAUUGAAGUUUAUCUUUUUACUUAUGCGAUGAACAUUCAAAUCAGUCAAAUGAAACCAAUAUGAUGCAAUGAACUUGUAGUUUAGAUUGAUUAAAUGGUUUUGCUCUUUUUUUAGUACUUUUCCUUGACCAAAGCGAUCAAACAAAGAUAGUUUAACCGUUGGUUAGUGUGAUCAAAACUUGAAAGUGAAAUUAAUCAAAACCAGUUCCUCUCUUAAUUUCACUUUAUACAAAAGAGAGAGUGAGUGAGUAUUGCUAAUUGUUCAAUAGUUUCUAACUAUAGCUUCUCCAUUUUUUUUUUGGGGACCAUUACCAAUUGUUUGGAAUUUUUAGAGUACUCGAGAGUAUGAGAUUUACAGUAAUAUCACUUAAUUUUUAGAGUUCUCGAGAGUAUGGAUUUUUUAGAGCGAGUAUUGCUAAUUGUUUAAUAUCACUUCAUUUUUUUUUAAAUUUUAAAACAUUGAUCUUCUAUCGUUAUGCUUGUUCAUUCAGUUAUUGUUUGCAGUACCCGAUUUACAGCAACUGUGUUUUCCGAUGGCAUUGACUUUGAACACCCAAAGAGCCCCUGCAUCUUUUUAUUCAAGUGAAUCAGCUCCUCGAUGGAAGUAUGAUGUGUUUUUGAGUUUCAGGGGUGUAGACACCCGCAAGGGUUUUGUAUCCCAUCUAUACCAUGAAUUGUGCAAGUGCCAUGGAUUUACAACUUUCUUUGACGAUCGAGAGCUUGAAGAAGGAACAAAUAUUCCUCUUGAGCUCCCAUGUGCGAUCAAAGAAUCGCAUAUAGCAAUUGUUGUUCUCUCACCAAACUAUGCUUCUUCCAAAUGGUGCUUAGACGAACUCACAACUAUUCUUCAAUGCAUGGAAGGCAGGAACUCAGUUCUGCCGGUCUUUUAUGAGAUAGAUCCAUCUGACGUUGGAAACCAACGGGGAUGUUUUGCCAAAGCCUUCGCGGAUCAUGAAGAAAAGUUCAUCACUACUGAAGACAAAAAGAAGGUGAUCCAGUGGAGAGCUGAUUUGAAAAAUAUAUCCAAAUUUUCUGGGUGGCAUUUGAAGAAUUUUAAAUCUGAAAGAGAGCUUAUCGAAAAAAUCGUCAAUAGUGUCUGGCGGAAAGUGCAAGCUACAUUCAUGCCAUCAGAUUCCUCAUGGAAGUUAGUUGGAACUGAUUAUUCACUCGAGCAACUAAGUUUGCUAUUAGCUCAUGAUGCCAAUGAUGUUCGCUUUAUUGGGAUAACGGGGAUGGGUGGCAUAGGCAAGACAACCCUUGCUAAGCUAGUUUAUGAUAAAAUCUGCCAUCAUUUUGAAGUUCAUUUUUUUCUUGCCAAUGUUAGAGAGGCUUGUGCAAAAAAUGGUAUAGUUGAUCUUGCAAAAAGACUUAUUUCCCCGCUCUUGAAGGAAAGGACCGAAGAAAUUUGGGAUGAAGAGCGCGCAAGUGUUCUCACUGAGAAGUUCUUACACAAUAAAAAGGUUCUUCUUGUACUUGAUGACGUGGAUGAAUUAAAGCAACUCCAAGUGUUGGCUGGAAAUCAAGGUUGGUUUGGUAUGGGGAGUAGAAUUAUCGUUACAACUAGGAAUCAGCGUCUGCUAGUCCAACAUGAUAUUGCAACAUCAUAUAAGGUGGAGGGGUUGAAUGAUGCUGAAGCACUUAAGCUCUUUAGCCUGCAUGCCUUUAAAAAAGACCAACCCGAGGAAGUUUUUUGGGAACUAUCUAAGUAUUUCAUUAAUCAUGCUGGAGGCCUUCCAUUAGCUCUUGAAACUUUGGGGUCGGCUUUGUUUAAGAGAGGGCUAGAUGCUUGGCAUAGUGUACGGGAUAAUCUAUCACAAAUUCCUAAUCCAGCUAUUUUUGAUAAACUUAAAAUAAGUUAUGAUGGACUAGAAGAGUGGGAGAAGAGCAUUUUUCUCGAUGUUGCAUGUUUCUACAAAGGGUAUUACAGGAAGCAAGUAAUUGAAAUUCUAGAUAGUUCUAAUUCUUUUGGAAUCUCUAGCCAUAUUGUGAUAGAUGUACUAAUUGAGAGAUCUUUCCUCUAUCAAGAUCACCAAAAAUGCAUACGGAUGCAUGAUUUGAUAGAAGAAAUGGCAUUGACAAUUAUUGGCCACAAGUCUAAAGAGCCUGGUCUACGCAGUAGGUUGUGGCUCUAUGAUGACAUUUCUCAUGUAUUCAGGACCAAUACGGAUUUGAGUGCAAUUGAAGUCAUAUCAUUAACCUUGCCUAGAUCAGAAGUGGUCGAGUGGAAUUGGGAAGCCUUCUCUAAGAUGGAUAGACUGAGGAUUUUGAGAGUCGAUAAUUUGAAUUCGAUCUUUUCUUCAGGCCCUAAAUUUCUUCCGUGUUCAUUGAGAUAUAUAUGGUGGUUUCAAUAUCCUUCUAAUUUUCUUCCAACCAACUUUCACAUGCGCCACCUUACUGAACUUCACAUGUAUGGAAGCAGUCUUGUUCGGUUAUGGGAGGGAAAAGUGGACUUGCCCAACUUAAGAUGGAUCGAUCUUAGCAACUCAGGUAAAUUGAAGAGUACCCCGGAUUUCAGUGGUGUUCCAAAUCUUGUGAAGUUGAAUCUUCGAGGUUGUUUCAAUUUAGUUGAGAUACACCCGUCUAUUGCACAUCUUAAAAAACUUGAACUUUUGAAUUUUGAAUUUUGAAUGCUGCUCAAAACUUGAGAGCCUCCCAAGUGUGCUUAAAAUGGAUUCUCUGGAACCUUUAAGUCUUAGCAACUCAGAUGUGAAAAAGAUUCCAGAAUUUGGGGAGCAGAUGAAGAAUGUGUCCUCGAUUGACUUAAGUGCGACUCCGAUAGAGAAAAUAGCUUCAUCAAUUGGACAUUUGGUUGGCCUUCAGGAGUUGUGUCUAGUUGGUUGCUCAUAUCUCUUGAAGCUUCCAACGACUAUUUGUAAUUUGAAGUCUCUUAGAAGACUCCGAAUGCAAGGAUGCUCAAAAAUUGACAAACUCCCAAGAGACAUGGAUAACUUAUGUAACGGAUCGGAUGCUAAAGCAAGGGAGGGGUGGGGCCUUCUCCGCUUACUAGGACUUGGAAAGAGUCGUCCUGAUCCUCCUUGUUUGGAUUUGGUGUUGUCUUCUCUAAAUAGUUUAUGCUCUUUGACAGAGUUAACAGAGUUAUCUCUAAAAGAUUGUAAACUCCGUGAAGGAGAUAUCCCCGAUGAUAUUGGCUGCUUGUCCUUUCUCGAAAGAUUGGAUCUUAGUGGAAAUAAUUUCGUCAGUCUACCUGAAAGCAUUAGACGCCUUUCUAAGCUUUCGUAUCUUGAUCUGGAGAGGUGCAAAAGCCUUCAAAAAUUGCCACCUCUUCCAUCUAAUAGCAAAUUACAUGUAGAUGUAGACAAUUGUACUUCCUUGCGAAGUUUGUCAGAUCCAUCCAAGUUGAAUAGCAGAUUCGCCAAUUUGUAUGAUUUUAAUUUCACUUGCCUGAAUUGCAUUGCAUUGGUUCCAAAUGAAGGCUGGAUUAAUACAAUACUCUCAAGGAUUCUAAAAUUUGCCACUGAUCAAGAGGGAAUCUCAAAUUUUAUGAGAGGUAUGUUAUGCCCUGGAAGUGAAAUUCCAAAGUGGUUCAGUAUUCAGAGUGUGGGACAUUCAGUAAAUGUGGAGCUUCCUCCACCAUCAUGUACCAACUGGCUGGGGAUUGCCUUUUGUGUUCUUUUUCAAGAUCUUACGCCAAACUGGGUCAUUCUAGCUGGUCUUCAUCUCUAUGAUUAUUUCGAAAUUCGGUGUUUUUCUUAUAUGGAUGGCCCUAGGAUUUGGACCAAAAAAAUAAGGUCUCUAGAGUCAGAACACCUUUGGGUAUUCUAUUUGCUUCGUCGAGAUUGUUGUCAAGAUGAGUUUUUAUUCGAAACCUACUUUGAUGGUGUUAGUAGGGAAGGAGAAAAAGUAUACUGGAUUCGUGUGAAGAAGUGUGGGGCUCGUUUGCUAUACAAGCAAGAUUUGGAAGAACUCAACCAAACACAAAAUCCUGAAACGAACACGUGAAUAUUGUGACAAGGCAGCUCCAAGUGGAUUUGGAAGUGUGAGCUUCAACGACACAAAACAAAUCCGCAAAAGGCAUUGUUUGUCACCAUCUUAUAAUAAAUUUCACUGUAAAACCAGUCCCCAUCAUAAGCUUGGGAGGAAUUGGAGGAGCUGGACUUGAAGUACGAGGAGUACUAUCCUAGCGCCGUGGAGUUGGCCUCUAUGUUUCUUCCUUGUGAUUUAUCUUGCUUGAUGUCAUUGCUAAUCUUGAGGUUCAUUUUCUGAAAACACCUUUAAUGUUAACAUCAGGGACUUAUAUUUCAAAUUUUUAUAGAAAGGAAGAAUUGACUUGUUUCA
This is a messenger RNA of Malus domestica (apple), 4454 nucleotides long. Lineage: Eukaryota; Viridiplantae; Streptophyta; Magnoliopsida; Rosales; Rosaceae. The record is from RefSeq and is a predicted model, not a curated record.